UAAGAUAAAUCGGACAUUUAGUCUGUCUCUAAGGAAGUUUCUGUUUGGUAAGGGAGGUAAGAUCUGGACACCCACUACAGCACAGGGUUAAGCAAUAAGGCUCCAGGGAGGUUGGACCUGAGUUUCGGAAAAAGAUAAAAGUCCUCUGGUUUCAACCUCCCAGCAAGAAGGGUGACUGAGGUCUGUGAUUGCACCCUGUGUCAAGCCAGUAUCUUUUGAAGACUUAAAAACAAAAACAAAACACCAGAAAACAAACCCAAUCGCUAAAUCCAUCCUGGCGUAUUUAAGACGCAGACUCCCCACUUUCGGGCGAUGCUCCACAAUAGAUCGAGUCUUCCCAGCUCAAUGAUAAGCUAGCUCUGAGAGGGCAGGUGCUGAGGUCUUAUCCUUCGCUGUUCCACAGUGUCCGUUGGGCGAGUGACGGACGCAGGAUCAGGGUUAGACGCGUCUCCGGCCAUGCCACACGCCCGUCACACUGGCAUCCCGUCCCCUCGUGCGCGGCACUCAGCGAUGACCGCGAUGCAGGCCGGAGCCGGGCGGAGGGGAGCGGCCAAAAGACUCUGCGGGGAGGGCACCUGUGGGCGCGCGGAGCUCCUGCGUCCUGGGCCCCGGACCGGGGUCCCAGGUGGAUGGGCCCCGUAGGGAAGAAGGGCGCAGCUGCCCGCGGGCUGGACGCCCGCCCUUUCGGGGCCGGCGCGGAGGGAGAGGCGAGCAGGAGGCCGGGCGCGAAGCCAGAGCCCGGCCCGCAGGGUCGGGAGGAAGGGUUCCGGCCUCGGCAGAGAGCGGGGGACUGGCCGGGAGGGGCGGGAAUCCGGGCCCGGGGAGGAGGAGGAGAGUCGGGGCUGAGAUCAAAGGGGAAGCACGUGUGCCGGGCGAUGGCCCCGGCCGGAGCCGGAUGCCGAGGUCACAGCCGAGGGUCCCCGCGGCCGCCCCCGGCCCGCCCAGCCCGCGGCCCCUCCCCGCGUCCCAGUCUCCUCCCCGAGGGCCCGGGGCUGGGCCGCCACUCCCUCCAGCUCCCGCCCUCGACCGCGCGCAUCUCAUUCCAGCCCUCAUUCCACGCAUUCCAGGCUUCCUCCUUUCAAACCCCAGGCCGGGGGCGGGGAGAACCCGCAGCUCCCGGCUCCGCCGCGCUGCCGCAUCCCCCAGGUCCAACGGGCGCUCCUCCAAGCGGAGCCUUGGAGGGCAAGGCCGGCACCAUUACCUCCAACGAGUGGGGCUCUCCCAACUCCCCCGAGGGGAGCAACGUCUCUGGGGGCAGCCAGGCCUUGGACAAGCCCAUCGACAAUGACGCGGAGGGCGUGUGGAGCCCUGACAUUGAGCAGAGCUUCCAGGAGGCCCUGGCCAUCUACCCGCCCUGUGGUCGGCGCAAGAUCAUCCUGUCGGAUGAAGGCAAGAUGUAUGGUCGGAACGAGCUGAUCGCCCGCUACAUCAAGCUCCGGACAGGGAAGACCCGCACCAGGAAGCAGGUGUCCAGCCACAUCCAGGUGCUGGCUCGGCGAAAAGCCCGUGAGAUCCAGGCCAAGCUAAAGGAUCAGGCAGCUAAGGACAAGGCCCUGCAGAGCAUGGCUGCCAUGUCGUCCGCCCAGAUCAUCUCCGCCGCAGCCUUCCACAGUAAAAUGACCCUCACCCGGGGCCCAGGCUACCCAGCGGUCUCAGGGUUUUGGCAAGGAGCUCUGCCAGGCCAAGCCGGAACGUCCCACGAUGUGAAACCUUUCUCCCAGCAAACCUACACUGUCCAGCCGUCACUGCCUCUGCCAGGGUUCGAGUCUCCGGCAGGACCUGCCCCGUCGCCCUCUGCGCCCCCCGCACCCCCGUGGCAGGGCCGCAGCGUGGCCAGCUCCAAGCUCUGGAUGUUGGAGUUCUCUGCCUUCUUGGAGCGGCAGCAGGACCCCGAUACGUACAACAAGCACCUGUUCGUGCACAUCGGCCAGUCGAGCCCCAGCUACAGCGACCCCUACCUCGAAGCCGUGGACAUCCACCAGAUCUACGACAAGUUCCCCGAGAAGAAGGGCGGCCUCAAGGAGCUCUUUGAACGUGGACCCUCCAACGCCUUUUUCCUCGUGAAGUUCUGGGCAGACCUCAACACCAACAUGGAAGACGAGGGCGGCUCCUUCUACGGGGUGUCCAGCCAGUACGAGAGCCCCGAGAACAUGGUCAUCACCUGCUCCACCAAGGUGUGCUCCUUCGGCAAGCAGGUGGUGGAGAAAGUAGAGACCGAGUGCGCGCGCUACGAGAACGGCCACUACUCCUACCGAAUCCACCGCUCCCCGCUCUGCGAGUACAUGGUCAACUUCAUCCACAAGCUGAGGCACCUGCCCGAGAAGCACAUGAUGAACAGUGUGCUGGAGAACUUCACCAUCCUGCAGGUGGUCACCAACAGAGACACCCAGGAGACCCUGCUGUGCGUCGCGUACGUCUUCGAGGUGUCAGCGAGCGAGCACGGGGCUCAGCACCACAUCUACCGGCUGGUGAAGGAGUAGAGACCAGGGACAGGGAGGGGGUGACAUCACGUGUGCAGGGACGAGGGGAGGGGCCCCAUGGGGCAGCCCCCGAAGCACCAAGAGUUGAGGUGGUGACUCUUCUACCCAGGAGCAAAUUCUGCCUGAACCUGCAAUUGCCCAAGCCCAAUAAACCCCAGCUCUGUGCGUCUUCA
Messenger RNA from Capra hircus (goat), 2653 nucleotides. It is a transcript of the gene TEAD4, whose product is annotated as TEA domain transcription factor 4. Bases 630 to 2480 code for a protein of 616 amino acids. Gene Ontology annotation, cellular component: transcription regulator complex. Gene Ontology annotation, biological process: DNA-templated transcription; regulation of transcription by RNA polymerase II; embryonic organ development. Gene Ontology annotation, molecular function: DNA-binding transcription factor activity, RNA polymerase II-specific; RNA polymerase II cis-regulatory region sequence-specific DNA binding. NCBI's taxonomy places the organism in Eukaryota, Metazoa, Chordata, Mammalia, Artiodactyla, Bovidae. The transcript has 12 exons. The record is from RefSeq and is a predicted model, not a curated record.